Messenger RNA from Symbiodinium sp. CCMP2592, 942 nucleotides. NCBI's taxonomy places the organism in Eukaryota, Dinophyceae, Suessiales, Symbiodiniaceae. The record is from the annotation of a GenBank genome assembly.
AUGGAAAUCCCGGGCGAGCUUGUCUCCCGCCCGUCAAUUUCGCAGGGAGGAGCUCCAGAAGAAGGUUCGGGAGCCAGAGCGGAAGAACGACAGCCAGCAGAGGCGGCCCACUUCGUAGGUCAAGGUUUGAUCGAGGUUGUCCGUGAUGGGCCCUUGACCAUUGCCUUAUCUUUGAUCCUGCGACAUGAAUUCUUCAGUGUUGGGGUCUGGUGCAGGGAGGAGCUCCAGAAGAAGGCGCGGGAGGUGGAGCGGAAGAACGACAGCCAGCAGAGGCAAGAAGACGUGCCAGAUGCUGGUGCCGUCGCGCCCGAUCACGACAAGGAGGAGCUGCAGAAGAAAAUUCGGGAGCUGGAGCGACAGAACGAAAGCCAGCAGAGGCAGAUCGAAGCUCUGGAGGCCGAGAAGGCAGUAGAGCAGCGGGCCACUGUGGUAGCCUCCCACGGGCAGGAACUUGCCGCGCCUGCGCCGGCACCUGUCCAGGAGUUCGUGGCGCCUGCGCCCAUUCCGCCGCCUCGACCGGAAGCAGGCUACGCUGCUGAGUUCUUCAAUACGACGAACUCGACUGAGGGCUCCCAUGUACUUGGUUGGAUCGGCGAUGGGGGCGGCUGGGAGCCGGGAGGUGAACCUCCUCGCAAUGCUCCUCUGCCACCAAUUCCUCCGGGCGACACAGAGCCUCCGGGGCCCUGCGGCCCCAUGUGCCGCUGCGGACAGGUGGUCAGCAAGGCCUCAGAGGUCGAGAAGCCGUGGAUCGCUGAUGAGGUUCGACGGCAGGCUAUCCUGGCUGCUAUCGAGCGCUUCCAAAGCCACCCUGGCGUGGAGCGCCGUGGCAAGGUGUCGCGCCAGAAUCGGUUCGAGCCGGCAGCGCCGGAGAAGAUGAACCGCGCGCUGACAAGCGAGCCAAGCAGGACUCAGUACACUCGCGAAGUGCGGGUUCUGCGAUGA